Castor canadensis (American beaver) is the source of this 656-nucleotide messenger RNA. It is a transcript of the gene Psenen, whose product is annotated as presenilin enhancer, gamma-secretase subunit. Lineage: Eukaryota; Metazoa; Chordata; Mammalia; Rodentia; Castoridae. Gene Ontology annotation, biological process: Notch receptor processing. Gene Ontology annotation, cellular component: gamma-secretase complex. The record is from RefSeq and is a predicted model, not a curated record.
CAGUGUUGUCGCUCCAAAAAGAAGAGACUACAAACUGCACAGAAACCUGAGGCGUCUCACGCAAACGUCCGUAGUUUAAAAUAGCGAAGGCAUCCAAGGCAGAGAGAAUAAGCGUCACUGGUCUACGGUGUCGUGACAGGGGCGGAGUUGCUCGUGAUCCUUGCACCUGUCACUUGGAUCUUGCCCCUCAGAGCCUUGGGACCACCCGGUUCUAGCGCAAUUAUGAACUUGGAGCGAGUGUCCAAUGAGGAGAAGUUGAACCUGUGCCGGAAGUACUACCUGGGUGGGUUUGCAUUCCUGCCUUUUCUCUGGUUGGUUAACAUCUUCUGGUUCUUCAGAGAGGCCUUCCUUGUUCCAGCCUAUACAGAGCAAAGCCAGAUCAAAGGCUAUGUCUGGCGCUCAGCCGUGGGAUUCCUCUUUUGGGUAAUUGCACUCAGCACCUGGAUCACCAUCUUCCAGAUCUACCGGCCCCGCUGGGGUGCCCUUGGGGACUACCUCUCCUUCACCAUACCCCUGGGCACCCCCUGACAACUUCUGCACAGGCUGGUGACCUGCUCCUUCUCCCAGGGUGGGCUGUAAGCUCACCCUCAAGUCCCAGAGACUACCCAUCUCCCAUCUUUCCUGCUGAUGUGCCCCAAUAAAGGACACUAACUUUC